Messenger RNA from Rhipicephalus microplus (southern cattle tick), 2550 nucleotides. RefSeq lists its product as uncharacterized. Lineage: Eukaryota; Metazoa; Arthropoda; Arachnida; Ixodida; Ixodidae. The record is from RefSeq and is a predicted model, not a curated record.
AUGUUAGAUCGGCUGGUAAACGAAGGGGUGUUAUCACCGGUAACAUCGGCCGAAUGGGCCACACCCGUGGUGCCCGUAGUCAAGAAAGAUGGACAGGUGCGAUUAUGCGGCGACUUCCGGCUUACGGUGAACGCAGCCACCAUAAUGGAGCAAUAUCCGCUGCCGCGGGUUGACAAUAUCUUUGCGAACCUCAACGGCGGAGAAGUUUUCAGCACAUUGGACUUGAGAAACGCCUAUAAUCAGCUGCCCCUUGAUGAGGACUCGAAGAGGCUAGUCGUUUUUAACACGCACAAGGGUCUCUACUGUUUCAACAGGCUGCCGUUCGGAGUGUCGUCAGCGCCAGCAAUCUUCCAGCGGCGCUUAGAGGCCGUGCUCAGCAGGAUCCCCGGCGUGCAGGUAUAUCUGGACGACAUAAUUGUAUCGGAAAAGGCAAACGACUGCAGGAUCCUGGAGCAAGUGCUACAGCGGCUGAGGGAACACGGCCUGCGCCUACGACGGGAGAAAUGCAAGUUCAGGCAAGAGCAAGUCACCUUUCUCGGACACUGCAUCGACAGACACGGCCUACGCCCCAAAAGCGACAACAUCACGGCACUGCUCGACGCCCCCCAGCCCACUUCGGUAAGAGAACUGAAAGCUUUUUUAGGUCUGUUAAAUUACUACGGCAAGUUUUUGUCCAGUGUGUCGACCUUACUAGCACCCUUAUACGCAUUGUUGGCAAAGGGCGUAAAAUGGGUCUGGGGCAGACAACAGCAGAAUGCUUUCGAGGCAGCUAAACAAGCAGUGAAGAAUGCAAAACUUUUGGUGCAUUUUGACCCAAGCAAGUCCAUUCGCCUAGAGUGUGACGCGUCAGCAGUAGGCCUGGGAGCAGUGUUGUCGCAUCGAGUCGGAGGAAUUGACUACCCUAUCGCAUUCAGGUUACGAACAUUAGGAAAGGCCGAGAAAAAUUAUUCUCAGUUGGAAAAGGAGGCCCUCGCCCUCGUAUUUGGCGUGACCAGGUUCAGAGACUAUCUGUAUGGCACCCACUUCGAACUAGUAACCGACUACAAACCGUUAACCGGACUGUUCAGUCCAGACAAGGGAAUUCCGCCGAUGGCCGCUGCCCGCAUUCAGCGUUGGGCCCUGCUGUUGGGUGGAUAUCGGUACAGCCUAACCUAUCGUAAAGGAUCUGAAAACGUAAACGCAGAUGCCUUCAGCCGACUCCCUAUUCCGCGGGAGCAGCUCGAUAACGUAAAAGACGACGCUCCCGAGUAUGUAUUAUACGCUGAAGCUGUGAACGCGGCACCCAUCAGUGCCAAAGAGUUGGCGGUUCUAACCAUCCGUGAUGCUAUGUUACAGCAGGUGCAAAAGUGGAUCCUGCAGGGCUGGCCACAGUACCUGACAGAGUCAGAGGAGCGAUUCCGGCCGUUCUUCCAGAAAAAGGAUGAGCUGACGGUGAAUCAGGACCUCAUUUAUUGGGGACAUAGAAUAGUAGUGCCAUCAGCGGCUGCUGGGAGUCUUUUGAGGCUUUUACAUGAAACACAUCCAGGGAUGGCGGCAAUGAAAAACCUUGCUCGAUACAUUUUUUGGUAUCCAGGGCUGGAUGCCGACAUCGAAAGGAUGGUACGCGAAUGUGAGAGGUGUGCUCAAACGAGUACGAUGCCUCCAGCGCAGGUUCCGGCGCCAUGGCCAGAAACGGGCCGGAAAUGGUCUCGAGUGCACAUCGACUACGCAGGCCCCGUCGAAGGACACAUGCUACUGGUGGUCGUAGAUGCUGAAACAAAGUGGCUGGAGGCCAUAUCGAAGCGGAGUACGACAUCAGAAGCCACCGUGGAAGCGUUGAGGCCCAUAUUUGCCAGGUUCGGACUGCCACAUACACUUGUUUCAGAUAAUGGGCCACAGUUCGUCUCAGCCGAGUUUCAGAAGUUCGUAAGAAUGAACGGGAUCAACCACGUGAUGACGGCGCCUUACCACCCGCAGUCAAAUGGCCUGGCGGAACGCGCGGUUCGCAUGAUCAAGGAAUGCCUUCGAAAAAGCCAAGGGGGUGGCACAUUCAUUAAACGUCUCAGUCAGUUUUUAUGCCGAUACCGACGGACACCGGCAAAGGCUGGGAAGUCUCCGUCCGAACUACUGCUGGGUUAUCAGCUACGGACCAGGCUAGACUGUUGCCUCCCGAGUGCAGGCGGGGAACCGCGUCUUGAAGGGUGCUCCUCCACCAUGCCGUUCUGUGAAGAAGAGCCGGUGUGGCUGAGAAGUUUCCUCAGCCGGCCAAAAUGGUUGCCGGGAGUGGUCACCAGUACCCAAGGGGCUCGGAUGGCGACUGUGUCUACGUCGGACGGCGAGCAACGUCGUCAUGCGAACCAACUGCGGCUGCGCACUCCGAAGGACUCGAACACGACGCAGCCAGGGGGCGCUACAACAUCCACCACCACCGCUAACGAAACCUCGCCGAUGCCAGCCGGCAUGGCUGACCCCACGCCGGCGGUGUCGUCGCCCUCUAGCCAACCUGAGGCACCGCCGCCGCUUCGCCGGUCCAACAGGCUACGGCGACAACCUCAAAGGUUGAACUGGUAA